Molecule: messenger RNA, 366 nt
Organism: Phytophthora nicotianae INRA-310
Lineage: Eukaryota; Oomycota; Peronosporomycetes; Peronosporales; Peronosporaceae
Exons: 1
Coding region: 1-366 (121 amino acids)
Source: RefSeq, a predicted model, not a curated record
AUGGAUACAGUGAAACUAAUGCGGAAAUUUGAGAACGAACCCGUGAGCAAUGGUGAUCGCACCAAUGAUGAUAGCGAGCUGGAGGAUGACGUACCGCCAACGCAGACUACGGAACCAGUUCAAAAUGGGGAAGAAUACGAGCUACCAUCACCUAAAUCAAAUGGCUCAGCAAAAGAAUCACCAGCGUCGCUUGAGAUAUCGAUUAAGGAGGAACCCUGUCCAAGCGAGGAACCAAAACCUAUUGAGGUUACGACAGAGACAGCUGUGCGACAGGUAGAUAUUGUUAAUGUACCGAAACCAAAACGCAAAGGAAGCCGCGAAUGCAGCUCAAGCAGUCGAAACUUCCACGAGGGACAGACCGUCUAG